AUGCAAUCGCUCAGGAAGAUUUUCUUGAACAAGUAUCACGAUCUUUGGGGUCGCUAUUAUCAUUUCAAGUCCCAAAGCCGGUCGUAUCAAGCAAAAGUUGUUGGGAAAGGUCUUUUGAAUCUUUUCAACAGUUACUGUGCAGCACAUCUGUUCUUCGACUACAUUGGUCGGCCCUCAUAUACAGGUGGCCCAUCGAUGCUGCCGACCUUGGCUGUCACCAAUGAUCUUGUCAUAGAAGAUCGUUUAUCUCUGCGAUUUACUGAAAUUUCUCGCGGUGACCUAGUAACAGUCAAAUCCCCAUUAGAUCCGCUUCGCAUUGUCUGCAAACGAAUAAUUGGGCUUCCUGGCGAUGUCAUAUGUGUCGAUCCCACCGGGCACCUGGCACCCUCGACCGAGCAUGUCAUCGUUCCCAGGGGCCAUGUCUGGCUUAGUGGAGACAACUUUUCUUAUUCGCGCGAUUCACGGCGUUAUGGACCUGUUCCAAUAGCCUUGAUACAAGGCAAGAUCCGGCCACUAAGAGACUUUACGAUAUACCGUAACCCUGUAACGCUUGCACAUUUUGAGCAGGAAAGCAUCCGUCCUGCAGCUAAGGGAACGAUUUUAUGA
Guyanagaster necrorhizus is the source of this 606-nucleotide messenger RNA. RefSeq names its product LexA/Signal peptidase. The transcript is spliced from 5 exons. The coding region runs from base 1 to 606 and encodes 201 amino acids. Gene Ontology annotation, molecular function: serine-type endopeptidase activity. The record is from RefSeq and is a predicted model, not a curated record. Lineage: Eukaryota; Fungi; Basidiomycota; Agaricomycetes; Agaricales; Physalacriaceae. Gene Ontology annotation, cellular component: mitochondrial inner membrane peptidase complex; membrane.